CCAAGCAGCCGGUUUAGUCAAGCCUACCCCUUUCCCCAUCCCACAUCUCACCUCGCCUCUAUACAACCCCCUCCUCCUCCUCCUCCUCCUCCAACAAAAAAGCAAAACAAGUCCAAAAAAAAGAUGCACUCCUCAACACCCAUAAUCCUCGCCCUGGUCGCCCAGGCGGCGUCGCACGGCAUGGUGACGUCGCCAGCGACGCGGCAGCCGGGCCCGGCGGCAGCGGCGGUGUGCGGGCAGACGAUGGUGGACCACUACACGGCGGACGGGACGUCGUACCCGGAGAACCUGCAGCGGAACCCGGCGUGGAACGGGACGGGGUACGACGCGGCGCUGUGCAACCUGUGGCUGUGCAAGGGGUACCAGUUUGACGACAACAAGGCGCAGGUCCAGCGCUACGCCGCCGGCGACGUCGUCGACUUUGCCGUCAACAUCCGCAUCCCGCACAAGGGGUUCGCCAACGUCAGCAUCGUCGACCUGGCCGCCAACGAGGUCGUCGGCGAGCCGCUCAGGGUCUGGGCGGACGGCUACGCCGACCCAGCCAUGUUUCCCAACCUGCCCAGCGAUCAGGUCGAGUUCAACGUCACGGUGCCUGAGUUGGGCGGCCGCUGCGUUGAGGCUGGGGCUUGUGCUCUGCAAUGGUAUUGGUUUGGUCAGGGGCAGACUUACCAGUCAUGCGUCGACUUUACCCAGGAAGCAUAUGUUCCGGCAAUCAGAGGACGCCACCCUUUGUAA
Pyricularia pennisetigena is the source of this 735-nucleotide messenger RNA. RefSeq lists its product as uncharacterized. Lineage: Eukaryota; Fungi; Ascomycota; Sordariomycetes; Magnaporthales; Pyriculariaceae. Bases 124 to 735 code for a protein of 203 amino acids. The transcript has 2 exons. The record is from RefSeq and is a predicted model, not a curated record.